Messenger RNA from Harmonia axyridis, 561 nucleotides. RefSeq lists its product as uncharacterized. The record is from RefSeq and is a predicted model, not a curated record. Lineage: Eukaryota; Metazoa; Arthropoda; Insecta; Coleoptera; Coccinellidae. The coding region runs from base 29 to 478 and encodes 149 amino acids. The transcript has 2 exons.
CAUUGUCAAUAUCAAAGAGAAAAGAGACAUGAUAAAAUUACUAUUGAUUUUCAUCCCAGCUAUUCUUUUCGUGCAGACUGAAGCACUGAAAUGCUACAAAUGCUCAGCGACCUCCAAGCCCGACUUCAAAGAGUGUCAAGAAGUCGAUAACAGCACCAAGAUCGAAACAUGCAAGAAAAAGGGUUAUGUCUGCGUUGCCGUCGGCUUGGACUACCGUAACGGGACUAACAUGGAAUAUACCAAUAUCAGAAAAUGCACCAGCGACAAGCAAAUCUGCCUGCGCUAUCGUUUUGGUCAGAAAAAAUACGAUGUAAGAAGAUGUCAAGUGUGCAAUAAAGACUUGUGCAACACCAUAACGAUGGCUCCUCGUGAUCCUUCGGAUGAGUCUGAUCCUACUAAGUCGAGCCCGCCGUAUGAAGGACCUAAGGGUGAAUCCAAGGGAGGAGCUGAAGGUGAAGCCAAGGAAGGAGCAGCCUAACUAAGGGUGAAGCCAUGGGGAGAUCUAAGAAUGAAUCCAAUAAAAUGAUUUAACAUAUAAGCAGAAUAAAAUAUAAAAAUUGA